GUUUACAUCCGCCGAUCCAUGUGGACUGUAGUUUUGAGCGAUCUGAGCACUCUAAAUCCAUGCAAGGGUAUAUCGACUGUCACUGUCAUAUAUCCGCCGAGGAUUUUGACAGCGACAUUGACGAUGUCGUUGCGGAGUCCAGAAAGGCUGGGCUUGUUGCCCUUCUUGCUGUAGCAGAACACGCUGGUGAAUUUGAGAAAAUUAUUCAGCUCUCGCAAAGGUUCCCUGGAUUCAUUAUGCCAUGUCUUGGCGUUCAUCCUGUCCAAGAUCCAGCACAACCCAGAGGAGCUGUACCUGAGGAUUUAGAUGCAGCUUUACCACUGAUCGACAAAUACAAAGAGCACAUCGUGGCUAUCGGUGAGGUUGGCUUGGAUUUCACACCUCGUGUAGUCAACAGUGAUGCUGGGAAAGACGGUCAGAGAAAAGUGCUCAUUCGACAGGCUGAAAUUGCAAAACAGUUGAAUCUGCCUCUAAAUGUACACUCAAGAUCUGCUGGAAGACCAACCAUACAUCUUUUGAAGGAAAUGGGUGUAGAAAAUGCACUUCUUCAUGCAUUCGACGGAAAGCCUUCAGUUGCAUUGGAGGGUGUUAAAGCGGGUUAUUUUUUCUCAAUACCUCCCUCUAUUGUAAGAAGUGAUCAGCAGAAACUGGUGAAACAGGUUCCUCUGGAGAGCAUGUGUUUAGAAACGGACUCUCCUGCGCUCGGACCUGAAAAACAGGUGAGAAAUGUACCGAGGAAUAUCAGCAUCAGUGCCGAAUAUAUCGCCAAAAUAAAAGGGGUCUCCUUGGAGAAAGUCAUAGAAGUCACUACCCAGAAUGCCCUGCACCUCUUCCCCAAAUUAAAAACAUUUAUCAAAGCUUGACAUUAAAAGUGCACCUCUGCCUGACUUUUUAACAAAUAUAUCUAUUGUAUGAUCCUUUCUUUCACUUCUUCUUUUAGUUCUAUUUACCUGAACACAAGGACAACAAUUUCACAAAAGACAACACUGUAAAAAUGCAGGGUAUCACACAAAUCUUUUACGUUGUCCCAACACAACUUGAUUGAGUUUGUUUUUGUUAAUUGAAGUGGAUUGAACGUAAAACAAUUACGUUGUACCAAAAAACUAAAGAAUAAUGUUGUUUCAACUCAUUUUUGAAAGU
Molecule: messenger RNA, 1140 nt
Organism: Danio rerio (zebrafish)
Lineage: Eukaryota; Metazoa; Chordata; Actinopteri; Cypriniformes; Danionidae
Gene: tatdn3l
Product: TatD DNase domain containing 3, like
Source: RefSeq, marked validated